Molecule: messenger RNA, 5584 nt
Organism: Artibeus jamaicensis (Jamaican fruit-eating bat)
Lineage: Eukaryota; Metazoa; Chordata; Mammalia; Chiroptera; Phyllostomidae
Gene: DENND2A
Product: DENN domain containing 2A
Exons: 20
Coding region: 558-4184 (1208 amino acids)
Biological process (GO): retrograde transport, endosome to Golgi
Cellular component (GO): actin cytoskeleton
Source: RefSeq, a predicted model, not a curated record
CCCGCCCCCGUCGUCCGCAGCACGAAGUGCCCGCAGCACGUUCACGUGCACUUCUUCCUUGGCGGUCCCACAUCAUGCGAUCCGUGUCCCUGCACUGUCCCACGUCAGAGACGCAGUGGGCGCUAUAAAGUCCUGCGGCCGGGAAGCUCUGCCUGACUUCCCUCCUCGCCGGGUUCCAGAGCCCUUGUUCCCUGCGCUCAGAAGCUCUGGGCUCUCCUUGCCUGUGUUACGGUUUUCGGUACCUCAGCCGGCCUGUCCACUGCAGGGGACACGCUCCCUAGGGUGUCGCCACCUCCGUCCACGCGUUAAACGGCUGGAGCCAGCGAAGUCCCCACCUCGGCGCGUCUACCUCAAGGUCUCAGCCCCGGGCUGGGGGAGACGAAGAAUGCCGCUCGGUGGUCUCCAGCAAAGAAAGGGUUAAUCCGCCCACUCCCCACCCCCCAAAAAGGAGCGGGGAAGAGUCCGGCAGAAGGUCCUGUUUACCGGAGCUGCCCGAGUCCGCGCGGCCCUCGGAGAGGCGUUGCCGUGGCGACCGGCCCGGCGCCCGCCAGCUGCGGAUGAGCUCAUUGGAGCGGCGGACGGGGGGCGACGGGCGGGGGACGGCGGGCGCGCGGCCCGCGCAGAGCCGCCGCGCCGGCGGGGAGAGGACGAGGCUGCGGGCCGAGCCCGCCUUCCGCUCGCCCACGGCCGCGGCGGGGCGGUGGGGACGCGAGCGCAGGGAGCGCGGCUCUCCCGGAGAGGCCCGGCUGACACCCGCGCGGAGGGCUGCGGGCCAUGGCGCCCCCGGCCCCCGCCGCCUGCAGCCCCCGCCCGCCCGGGCGCCCCCGAGCUGCGCCUCGGAGCCCGCGGAGCCGCAGCCCGCCUGGAGGCGACUUGGACCUCCUCCUCAUGCUGACACGAUGACCGUGUGCGGGCCGGCCAAGGGCAGCCACAGCCAGACUGAGAACCUGAGCUACAGACUGGCUGACAGGGUCAAGGUGGAGGGCCCAGAGGCUGGGGAAGACCGUCGAAGGCAGCCUUUUAGGCCCUCCACUCCUCUCCUAGAGACCGAUCGGGACUCACGCCUCCGACGGAGCCCUCUGGAGAGCCUCAACAACCUGAUGCUGAAGUCAGGAGUCGACGGCUUUCAGCAGAACAUGUUCAACUCACAUAUGAUCAUUAGCGACCCAGCUUCAGGUCUCGGUGCUAAAGAAGCCAGCAGGGCUGGCAGGAGGCCGCUCGGCGGUGCUCAGGACCCCUGCCCUCCUGCCCAAGGUGGGGCCGGGCACAAGUCCUUCAGCAUAAAGGACAAGAUAUCAGAAUGGGAAGGGAAAAAGGAGUUGCCCGCCCCUGCAUCUGGCAGGAAAGCAGAUGGGCAAGAGGAUUACCGGGCGUCCUGCGUGAUGGAGAGGAGACGUGGUGAAGGUGUGGGGACUCGGGUCGCAGUGGCUCAGAAUGGAACGAGGCUGGAAGGAGAGAGCAAAGAGAUCGGGAGGAAGGAAGGGGCCGUGGAAGUCAGGGGACAAGACACAGGGCAGAGGCCAGACCGAAGCCAGCCAGCCGGGUCACCGGCUCCGAGCUCAGGCAGAGGCCGAGAGCUGAGGCUGGGCAAGCAGUGCUUUCAGAAUGCCAGCCUCUCUGUGCUGAAGCAGGUCAAGAAACUCGAGCAGGCUCUGAAGGAUGGGUUGGCAGGGUUGGAUCCCCAGUUACCAGGGACUUGUUAUUCACCGCACUGCCUGCCCGACAAGACCAUGGAGGCACCCACCGCAACCAGAAGCUAUGGGAGUGGGAGCAGCUCAGAAUUCAAGUCCCACCACUUGGACCUGGAAGCCAGGCAGCCCGCCCCCGAGACUGCGGAGGGAAGGGGAAGCUCGUGCAGAAAGCCCUGGGACCAGAGCGUGGAGAGUGUGUACAGGGGCUUCCCUCAAAAACCCUUCAUCAACCCUCUGCCCAAACCUCGGAGAACGUUCAAACAUGAUGGAGAAGGGGACAAGGAGGGGAACCCAGGCACCAGCUUCAGGAAAGAUGGCAGGAACCUGCCUCCUCUGCCCACUCUCCCUCCCCCGCCUCUGCCCGCCUCCCCGCCGCCCCCGCCCUCCUCCCCGCCGCCUCCCGCUGUGAACCGAAGACUGUGGAAUGGGGGACCAAAGCCCAGUGCCGACCACAGGAAGUCCUAUGAGUUCGAAGACCUACCGCAGUCUCCCCUGGAGAACAUCAGGGUCGACUGGUACGCACAGACACAGCUGGGGCUCACGCGCACUUUGUCAGAGGAGAACGUCUACGAAGACAUUCUAGAUCCACCGAUGAAGGAAAACCCUUAUGAGGAUGUUGAAUUGCACGGUCGCUGCCUGGGAAAGAAGUGUGUCUUGAAUUUUCCUGCUUCUCCCACCUCUUCCAUCUCUGACACGUCCACCAAGCAGUUAUUGUCCAAACCUGCCUUUUUCCGGCAAAAUUCAGAGAGGAGGAACUUCAAACUGCUGGACACUAGGAAGCUGAAUCGGGAUGGAAUGGGGUCCCCUUCCAAACUCAGCCCCCCCUCCACCCCCAGCAGCCCCGAUGACACUUUCUUUAAUCUUGGAGACCCACCGAAUGGCAGGAAGAAGAGAAAGAUCCCCAAGCUGGUGGUGCGCAUCAACGCCAUCUACGAGGCUCGGAGGGGGAAGAAGCGGGUGAAGAGGCUGUCCCAGUCCACGGAGAGCAGCUCGGGGAAAGUGACAGAUGAGAACAGCGAGUCUGACAGUGACACGGAGGAGAAGCUGAAAGCUCACAGCCAGCGCCUGGUCAAUGUGAAGUCCCGCCUGAAGCAGGCGCCGAGAUACCCACCGCUGGACCGGGAGCUUGUGGAGUACCAGGAGAGGCAGCUCUUCGAGUACUUCGUGGUGGUGUCAUUGCACAAGAAGCAGGCCGGGGCCGCCUACGUGCCGGAGGUCACCCAGCAGUUCCCUCUGAAGUUGGAAAGGUCUUUCAAGUUCGUGAGAGAGGCUGAGGACCAGCUGAAGGCCAUCCCCCAGUUCUGUUUCCCCGAUGCCAAGGACUGGACUCCUGUGGAGCAGUUUACCAGUGAGACGUUCUCAUUUGUCCUAACGGGAGAAGAUGGGGCCAGACGGUUUGGUUACUGCCGAAGACUGCUGCCUGGAGGCAAAGGGAAGCGUCUCCCCGAAGUUUACUGCAUCGUGAGCCGCCUGGGAUGCUUCAGCCUCUUUUCAAAGAUCCUGGACGAGGUGGAGAAACGCCGACGCGUCUCUCCUGCGCUGGUGCAGCCCCUCAUGAGGAGCGUCAUGGAAGCCCCUUUCCCAGCCCUGGGCAAAACGAUCAUCGUCAAGAACUUCCUGCCAGGAACAGGAACAGAGGUGAUUGAGUUGUGCCGCCCGCUGGACUCCCGGCUCGAACACGUGGACUUUGAGUGUCUCUUCUCUUCUCUCAGCGUCCGCCACCUGCUCUGCGUUUUUGCCUCUCUGCUUCUGGAAAGGAGGGUUAUCUUCAUCGCAGACAAGCUCAGCACGCUGUCCAAGUGCUGCCACGCGAUGGUGGCCAUCACCUACCCCUUCACCUGGCAGCACACCUACAUCCCCGUGCUCCCGCCCGCCAUGGUCGACAUCGUGUGCUCGCCAACACCCUUCCUCAUCGGGCUGCUCACCAGCUCGCUGCCGCUGCUCAGGGAGCUGCCGCUGGAAGAGGUCCUUGUGGUUGACCUCGUCAACGAUCGCUUCCUCAGACAGAUGGAUGACGAGGACUCCAUUCUGCCCCGGAAGCUGCAGGUAGCCCUGGAGCACGUUCUGGACCAGAGGAAUGAGCUGGCCAGUGACCCGGAUGAAGGGCCCCUUGAUUGCAAGCGUGGCCCUGAGUCCAGCCCCUUGAACGAGGUGGUGUCUGAAGCCUUCGUCCGCUUCUUCGUGGAGACCGUGGGCCACUACUCCUUGUUCCUGACGGCGGGCGAGCGCGAGGAGAGGGCCCUGCAGCGCGAGGCCUUCCGCAAGGCCGUGUCCUCCAAGAGCCUGCGCCGCUUCCUGGAGGUUUUCAUGGAGACCCAGAUGUUCCGGGGCUUCAUCCAGGAGCGGGAGCUGCGGCGGCAGGACGCCAAAGCAGGUCUGUUUGAGGUCCGAGCCCAGGAGUACCUGGAAACACUCCCCAGUGGAGAACACAGUGGUGUCAACAAGUUCCUGAAGGGACUAGGCAAUAAAAUGAAGUUUCUCCACAAGAAAUAACCCUCAGCCCAGACAUGAAGGAAAACUUCCUCCGAGAGCAUCCACAUGUUUUAAAAACAGUCCUGGUGGCCUUUCGGAAACCUUGGGUCCUCAGUUGUCCCAGGUGUGCUGGGUAAGGGCCAGGGUGGAUUCCGGCCGCUGCUGAGCGGGCCGGGCCCCAGCCCCAGGGUGCCAGGUGGUGGGGCCCUUGAGCGUGGCUCCGAAAAGGGGACUGAGACCGAGCGCGCCUCCGCACUCAGAUGGGUUGUUUCAGUCGUUGGGUUUGGGAUUUUUUUUUUAAUAUUAGAUAUUAAGUGAAAGAAAUACGUUCGGGGUUUUUUUUUUUUGUUUUGUUUUUGUUUUUUUGGAUGCCAGAGCUAAGAAAACUAUCCUUCCCUGUGUGAUCUUUCCCUGGCUCAUCCUGCCCGUCAGCCUACCUCUGGGCCAAACUGGGGACAGAUGAGGUGUCAGGGCGAGGGGUCUGGGGACCCUUACAGGCCCUAGACCCUCAGGUCCCAGAGCAGAGAGCCCUGUGGGGAAAGGAUGGCCCUUCUGUGCAGGAGUCGGAUCAGGGCUCCAAGGAUUUUGGCCUCCAGGAUGAGCUGCGCUGUCACAGUGGCCAGUGCUGCCACCUGCUGGCGGAGGCCAUUGUUGCGCCACCAACUCCUCCCUACCGACCUGACUUCUUGAGCGGCUUCUUUUCUCUUAGAAGCCGCGCCCCGUGCACUGCCCUAGCCACCCGUGACUUUUGAGGCACACACAAAAAGAGGAAGUCGUAAGGCCUGUUAAUAAGGUGUUCUUAGGGUCCCAAAGUUUAUGUGCAUAAAGUAUCGUAGAGCCACCUCUGACCCUAUUCCCACCCUGUGUGAAAUGUGCCCAUCUUGUUUUGGGGCCAAUCAGCAGAAAUGAGAUGGUAUGUGGAUUAACGGAGGGGCCUUUGUGAUCCGUGUAAGCGAGAGAGCAUCAGAAUCUGGGGACCGCUUCACUAGAUGUGCAGCUUGCCUUCCUGCCAGGGACCCCUCGGGGUGGCAGGGGGAGACUGUGGGUGGCACAGGCCACCGGGCCACCACCGCAGCCCACCCGCCUCGAGGACCCUCUCUCCAAGCCAUACCCAGACUCGGUGUCUGGGGGGAGGGUGCGUCGCUCUCAUCAGCUUCACAAAGGAGCCCAAGGAACUGCCUGGGUGGGUGUGUGUGGGUGUGGUCAGGGGUUUGGGGGGAAGGGGGGUGGGGUCUCUGAGUGUGGGGGCUCAGAAAUCUGUACCUGACAAGCUCCUCAGAUUAGUUAAUUUUAUUAAUAUGGAUAUUCUGCCCAGAGAUGGUCACUUUUAAUAUUUUAGAAUAUACUUUCUUUUCUAACUUAUUUUAUGUUAUAUUGUUUACUUAACACCUCCAAGUGAAUAAAUAUACAUUUUAUUGAUA